AAAGAAUUAAACGUGUAGUUUAAGAUGUGUAGUAUAAGAUGUCACAUGUGUAACAUGUACGUGCUAUUGUUAGUCUUAGUCUUAUUUCAAGUUUGUUUGGGGUUUACCGGGCGUGGACUGUUUUAUCCCGGUAGAGCAGACUUGUUUGAGUUAUCGAUAAUUCAUUUAAAUGACUUUCAUGCCAGAUUCGAACAGACGAGCCCAUAUUCUGGAACCUGCCGAGAGGAUUACAAAAAGGAUUGCAUAGGAGGUAUAGCUAGAGUCUACACUGCAGUUAAUCAGCUCAUGAAAGAACGACCGAAUGCAAUUUUCUUGAAUGCCGGCGAUCACUUUCAAGGAACUCUUUGGUAUAAUAUCCAUCGUUGGAACGUCACUGCAGUGUUUAUGAAUAUGUUGCCACACGAUGUUAUGACGAUCGGUAAUCAUGAAUUCGACAAUAAAAUCGAAGGUGUGGUUCCCUUUCUUAAAAAUGUCAAAGCACCAGUUGUAGUAACAAAUAUUGAUGACAGUGAGGAGCCAACUAUACAGGGCUUAUAUAAGAAUAGCACAAUUAUUAUAAGAAACGGUACCAAAAUUGGCGUCAUUGGCGUUAUUUUAUCGACUACAAACUUUCUAUCGAAUACGGAGAAAUUGAAGUUUCUGGAUGAAGUAGAAACAGUCAACGACGAAGCCAAACGACUGAAAGAAAAAGGAAUAAAUAUUAUUAUAGUUUUAAGCCACUGUGGAUUGGAUGUGGACAGGAUCAUGGCUGCGAAGUGUCCUUUGAUCGAUGUAAUCGUCGGUGGUCAUUCGCAUACGUUUCUUUACAGUGGACCUCCGCCUUUUAUCGAUACACCAGAGGAUGAAUAUCCUGUGAUCGUAACGCAGAAUGAAACAGAUAGAACAGUUCUUAUCGUUCAAGCAGCUGCUUAUACAAAAUAUUUAGGUAAUCUGACAGUGUGGUUCGAUGACCAAGGGGAAGUUGUUGAUUGGGACGGAAAUCCUAUUCUUUUGGAUCAAUCCAUCGAAGAAGAUUCGGAAAUCUUGGAAGCUUUGAAGCCAUGGAAGAAGGUAGUAGAUGAAACGGCUUUAAAAAAAGUCGGCACAACGAGAGUUUUACUUCAAAACAAUUGUUACAAUCAAGAAUGCAACAUGGGAAAUCUUAUAACCGACGCCAUGGUGAAUGCGGUUGUCGACGAUGUCGAAAAUAAAACUCAUUGGACGUAUGCAGCAGUGGCCUGUAUGAAUCCAGGAGGAAUUCGUAGUUCCCUUGAGGAGUCUGAUAUUACCUACGGUGAUCUGAUGAUGGUUUUGCCUUUUGAAAAUACUUGGGAUACUAUUGAACUGACUGGAGAAUCUAUUAGAAAAAUUCUAGAAAUGAGACAAAUGUUAGUCUGGUCCGGACUAAAAAUUACUUACACGAAAGUAAAUGAAACGCGAUUUCUGGUUAAUGUUAAAAUUAGAUGCCAGGCUUGUGAAUAUCCAGUAUUCGAAAACUUGGCGGACAAUCAAUGGUAUAGAAUGGUGAUAUCAAAUUUUUUGAUGAGUGAGGGAGACGGCUUUCACAUUUUUAAAAAUAAAAGUCGUAAUCACAAAACCGGAACAGUCGAUAUAAAUCACUUUAUAAAAUAUAUAACGAAGAUGAGUCCUCUAUUAAUUGGAACCGAGAGACGAAUCAAUAUUAUAGAGUAGAAUUUAGAGAG
This is a messenger RNA of Atta colombica, 1682 nucleotides long. Its product is annotated as apyrase-like. The transcript has 12 exons. The coding region runs from base 25 to 1671 and encodes 548 amino acids. Gene Ontology annotation, molecular function: nucleotide binding; metal ion binding; 5'-nucleotidase activity. The record is from RefSeq and is a predicted model, not a curated record. Gene Ontology annotation, cellular component: plasma membrane. Gene Ontology annotation, biological process: AMP catabolic process. NCBI's taxonomy places the organism in Eukaryota, Metazoa, Arthropoda, Insecta, Hymenoptera, Formicidae.